Babesia bovis T2Bo is the source of this 800-nucleotide messenger RNA. RefSeq names its product putative integral membrane protein. The record is from RefSeq and is a predicted model, not a curated record. Lineage: Eukaryota; Apicomplexa; Aconoidasida; Piroplasmida; Babesiidae. The transcript is spliced from 2 exons. The coding region runs from base 89 to 781 and encodes 230 amino acids.
UUAUAUUUAUCUUGUAGACCGAAUAAAGCAACUUAAUAUUACAUUUCAUUUAAUGCUCUAGUGCACAAGCAAUCAUAUACGUGCCAAAAUGAUUCAAGAUGUGAAAGAGGAGCGUGCAACCUCUGGGUACCCUGACUGGUACCGGCAAUUCUAUGUCCAUGACUGUGACUUGGAUUGCUUUUUUAGUGCCACUACUACAUUAUGUGUAUUCAUCGUGAUUUCAUUCGUUGCCAUGAGAUAUUUUUUUGAUACCUUUAACUAUAAAACGACGCUUAUUGUUCAUUUGAUUGAUGGAGAUAUCCGUCGAGGAUUUCAUGAUUUGGGGUAUACAAUCUUAAAUUAUAAGUAUUUUGCGCCUUUCUUCAUCUGGUUACAAUCUGAGAUUACUACUUACACCAAUCUUAUUGCGCGGGAAAUUCCCAAAUGUACCCCUAUGAUGAACUUUAUUAAGUCAUACAACAACAAGGAGACGUGGGUAUUGGUACUAGGCUUAGCUGCCAUUUAUUUAGCAUACGAAUUCUGCAUGGACAUUUUGAGGCGGUUUAUUUUCUAUAUGCGGGAGAGAAAUAUGUUAUACUUCUGUGUAAAUAUGUGCGCCCCCGGUAGUGUUGACUCUCAUGAUUAUACCAAGCAGAUGGUGGCCGAGCUUUUGAAAUCCCCUGAGUAUCUUAGAUUGAAGCAUCAGCGCAUCAAUCAGGGUCCAGAGGCGUGGAACUGGCAAAUUAGGCAACGUUUGGGUGAACGCAUGCCUUCUGAUGAUAUGUCUGAUGACGAUUUGUGACUGUUGUCUACGUGAUUGU